Messenger RNA from Pomacea canaliculata, 2928 nucleotides. RefSeq names its product cardioacceleratory peptide receptor-like. The record is from RefSeq and is a predicted model, not a curated record. NCBI's taxonomy places the organism in Eukaryota, Metazoa, Mollusca, Gastropoda, Architaenioglossa, Ampullariidae. Bases 951 to 2066 code for a protein of 371 amino acids. The transcript has 7 exons. Gene Ontology annotation, biological process: G protein-coupled receptor signaling pathway. Gene Ontology annotation, molecular function: vasopressin receptor activity. Gene Ontology annotation, cellular component: membrane.
AAAACAAAACAAAAAAACAACAAACAACAAACAAACAAAAAACAAAAACAAUUUGUUAUUGUCCUUGCAUUCUUUCCACACGCUGAAAAAACUCUUUUUGACAGCCACGACAAGAGACAAGCUAGGCAAGUGCGUGCAGUAUUCAGUUAUUGUUUUUGGAAAGCCAGAAAUAAACAGUUUACUUAAAAAAUAAAAUUUCUUUUUUUUUUCUCGGGACGCCUCAAGCCCGUGAACAAGAGACACACGCUUUUCAACUGCAGGCGGGAGGUGAGAACGCGCGUGCGCAGACCUUGUGGGCGUUGAGACUAAGGCUUGGCGUGGACAGAGAAAUGUCUUGGCAGGACCAGCAACAUGGACUACUCACUGACUGACACAACCCACGACAUAGUUCACUAUCUGAAACAACCUGUUUGUGGGUAAAUCUCGUCUUUGCUACACCAGACGGCGCUGUGGGGGAACCUUUUCUGCUGGUCUCAGACGAACAGCUUCGUUUCCACCAUGUAGUAAAAAUGCUGGAUGCUGACUACCUGAAGUAAACGGUUCGAGACUGAAAGUUAAGAGGACAAACAUUCUAUAAAAUUUUGGACACUAUUAAUGAAUUUGUAAAGGAGGAUUUCAGACAAUGUUAGCAACAGAGCGCUCUCCUGUGAUUACAGUUUUCUCAGAGAAAUAGUGAAGUUAGUGUCUUCUGCAGAGUAAAAUAUUGAAUCCAAAGAAUUGAAAAAAGGAGAAAUUUUAAAAAGACAGAAAAACAAUACUUUUGCGCUUGAAAUUUGUAUUCUCGUACUCAAGGAAGCUUCAAGAACAAACCUCACUCAACAAACAAAAGUAACCGACUUUGGUGAGAAACAAAGUGAAAACUGUUUCUGGUCAUCUCGGAACGAACCCAUGGACUGAAAGACUUCUGACAUUCCUCAAACCGUGGCACCGACAGUCAACAGUGAUCACAAAUGGCAGACGACAGUGCCGACUACCCAUCUUUCCUCCCGGACAGCAACGUGACGACAUCAACGGUUAAUGACACACCUGGCAGUGUCUUCUACUUCUACAAGAACGAGCAGUUGACUUUUCUCUGCAUUCUCUUCGCGAUGAUCGUCGUGGGAAACUCCCUCGUCAUUCUGGCCAUCGCACUGUCCAACAAUCGCAGGUCCCGCAUGAACAUCUUCAUGAUGAACCUGGCAAUCGCCGACCUGUCUGCCGGCCUGGUGAACGUGAUGACGGACAUCAUCUGGAAGAGCACCAUCGACUGGCACGCGGGCAACGUGGGCUGCAAGAUCGUGCGCUACAGCCAGGGGGUCGUGACCUACGCCUCCACCUAUGCCCUGGUGGCACUCAGCCUUGACCGCCUGCACGCCAUCGCUCGUCCUCUUGGCUUCUCGGGGUCAGGUCUCCGCAUCCGUCUGCUGGUGGGCUUGGCCUGGAUGUUUGCCCUGCUCUUCUCCAUCCCGAUGCUUAUCAUCACCGAGGCCCGUGUCAUUAAUGGCCGCAUGCAGUGCUGGGUGGAUUUCCCACAGCCGUGGAUCUGGAAGCUGUAUAUCACAACCAUCGCCGUGAUCCUCUUCUUCAUCCCUGCCAUCAUCAUCGCGGUCUGCUACAUCAUUAUAGUUGUCAUCAUCUGGAGCAAGUCGGCUUUGAACGUGGGCGAAAUUCCUAACAGUAGCGGAACGAGGCUGAUCAAGAAUGGAGGCCACAUCUACGUAGCGGCCAACAACAGACACUUCAAGGACAGCGCCACCAGCAGCAGAGGACUCAUCCCCAAGGCCAAGAUGAAGACCAUCAAGAUGACACUGGUCAUCGUCUUGGUCUUUGUCAUCUGCUGGAGUCCUUUCUUCGUCUUCGAUUUGCUGGACGUCUACGGCUUCAUCGAGCAGUCCCAGGAGAGCGUGGCCCUUAGCACCUUCAUCCAGAGCCUUGCGCCCCUCAACAGCGCCGCCAACCCCAUCAUCUACGCCAGCUUCAACACCAAGAUGUGCGUCAACCUCUUCCAGAGGAAAGGGAAGCGACACCAGUCCCCCACCUCGUACAAUUCCCACAUGUCCACCAAUACAAGGACUACCGUGAACUGACCCUGGUCAUGAAUGGGAGGCAAAGAAAGAUGAGUGAUGUCCGGUUGACAUGGAGUUCUCUGAGGAAGAAAGAAAUCCUUUCUAUAUUUGUGAAGGCUGAUACAGGUGUCCGUUUACAAAGACAGACCACCAAGACAGAGUGGUCGUGAUCGAAUACUGGUGAUGUCAUGUGCAGUUUCGUUGAAAACUCGGUCAAGAAUUAUUGGUCUGCUGAGUCCAACUCUGCACAUAAUGUAAACGAACUUUUAAAAAAAAGUCUCUUUCAAAACAGUCAUAAACAAGGAGAGAAAAAAAUCUCCAAAAAUUCAGUUGUUGACUUGAAACUGGCAGGCUUUAGUAACUGAUGUUUAGUAAACAAUGACAAUGUGCCGGGUGCAGUUCCCAAAAGGAAACAAAGGAAUAUUAUCUGAACAGGAAAAGCCAAAGACCUGGGCUGAUUAUGACUGAGUUUGUCUGUCAUUCUCACAACAAACAGUCAUGAGACAAGUUUAAAAUGAAAAUGUGGCGGAGAUCGACUGAAGUACUUAGCUUGAUUUUAACGAAGAAAUGUUUAUUUGGAUGUCCAGUGUCAAGAUUUAUUCUUGUCUGUUAUUCUCCUUUGUCCUUUGAAGUUGCCGUGUCCUACCAUAAACGCUGUCAACUGAGCGCAUUUUCCACUGAAACAUUUUGAACUAUCUACACAUUAUCUUAUUUGCAUUCGUGUCUGUUUUAUCUUUGUUUUGUUUAGUUCGCUUGUGAUAAAACUGCUAACUGCAGCCAAAAUGAAAUUAUUCUGAGAAAUAAACUACUUCAAAUGAGAAAUAAGUCCUAAAUUUAUGAAUGGUAAUAAAUGAAUAAAUAAUAUACAUGUAUAAGUAAUUUA